CCAACAGCACAAACACGGUCCAGAGGUCCAGUUCAGGUGACGCUAGCAGAAAGCUAGCAGCUACAGCCGCCUGUAUUAACUUCCACCUGCCGGUCAAAGAGGCCACGCCCCUAGUAAUGCAAACUUUAGAGGGUAAUGGCAUCGCGCCUGUCAUGGCUGACUCGUCACCCAUAGCGCCCUCUGUGUCGCCCAAGCUGCAUGCAAAGCCAGCUGGCCAUGCUAAUGGCCGGCCCCGCUUGGGCAGCCGGUCUGGCUCGCUAGCGAUGGGCUCCCCCAGGCCCUCGCUCACCCGCCAGCCCAGCGCCAUCACAGAGGCCGCUGUGGAUGGGUCCAAGCCGAGGGACUACCUGAUCCUCGCCAUCUUAUCCUGCUUCUGCCCAAUGUGGCCCAUCAACAUCGUGGCCCUCACCUUCUCUGUGAUGUCCCGAAACAGUCUGCAGCAAGGCAACGUUGACGGUGCUCGCCGUUUGGGCCGUAACGCCAUGGUGCUGUCUGUUGUCUCCAUUUUAGGAGGGAUUGCCAUCAUCACAGCGGCCAUCGUCCUGAACUGGGGAUUGAUAUUAAAAUCUUGAUUCAAACCCACCGGCACGGCGAGACUGACUUCAUGACAACAUCGAACCCGACACGACACCAUUUCCUCCCGUUCCUGAAGCACUAUCGUUGUCGAGCGCCUGCACCAGAUGUAAAACGAAUAAAAACCAGUUUCUGUUCUUUGCUGUUGUUUCUUGCUGCACGACAAGCAUGGUCUGCCUGACGCUCUACCUCUGACACGACCGACAAACCUAAUCCUGACGCCUGACACCUGAUCUGGAGAAAAGGAUGGAUCACCAGAUGCUCAUUUCAUUCUGUGGCAGCAGCUUAUCUCCUCCUCAGACGCCACAAUUACAAGAGGAAAUGGACAUCCUGGGAAAUGGGAUUAUUCAGAUUCCUAAUGGUCCCUAAUGGUGCGAACUGGGGGACCUGGUUUGUUGGGUUUGAUGCCAAAAAUUUAGAAACGCAGUCUCAGCUGAACUGAAACGGGGAGAAGCUGCUGCAGUGAUAGUUUAACUCAAACUGAGGAGGAACUCUAAAAGUCUUUGAACUGUGACGGCAGGAGAGAGAGGGAUCUUUGUGUCAGCACAGAGAUGGACUUCCUCUGUUUCACUGUCUUUGUGAAAAAAACCGGAGGCAUGAUUCUGAUGUUUACUCUGCAUAUUCAUGAUAAAUGUCCCCGGAGCUGCUAAACAUUCAUCAUGUUCCAUCCAAGGUUUUCAGAGACCGUGAACUGACCACAGGCGCUCAGACUGCUGGCUGUUAGCCGUGCUCGUCUCACUGUAAGCGAUUCUGAGUUAGUAAUUAAUGAAUUAUUCUCCCUGACCACAGCCUUUGGCUCUAAGUGGAUGUAAAGUGAUGGAACGUUUCACAUUAUUCCUGAUGUUCUCCAGGACUUCUAUUAAUUUGGGUGGUUGAGGUUACUUUUGGACUCCCUCUGAGUGCUCACAGCAUGUGAGAUGGAUCAAUUCUUCUUUUCUCUCUGGCCUUUCAGUGUCAGUCUUUUACUUUAGUCUAGCAUUCACAGCUGCUGCCCGCUUCCCUUUCUGUUAAGUGUUUUACUGCAGAUACAAGAAGAACUUCCUCAACAACUUCCUGUAUGAAGUUCUUUCUCAGUCUUCACUCAAUAGCCUAAAAUCAUAAUUCGGAAAUAUCUUUGUUUGCCAGUGUAACCCUCAUGUUGGUAACAACCUUGGAAGGAGUUUGUUCAUAGUUUUAGGAAGUGUUGGAUCAGGUACUCACUCUUUGCUGUGACAGUGGAUGAACAUAGUUCUUACAGCUACACAAGAACUGUGACAGCCGUGAUCUUUGAAUGGUGCAAGGUUAUAAGCUAGGCUUGUUUAGCGUAUGUCUGAAUUGCAGUGCUAACCUUAAACUUAGGUAGUUCGACCUGGUGGCUGUUAACCCUCUGAGUUCUAUCUUUAAAUCUAACGCUAUCAGAAUAUGUAAUAUUCCUUUAAAUUAUUCUCUUUUAAACUAUUCUCCUGGCAGGGGAUGAUAACAUUUCAAAACUAUUUACAUUUCUUCUCAAAAAGUCCUUUUGGCUUUUCUGAAAAACACGGAGUUAGGGUUAGUGAUGUGCAAUACCACUGAUUUCCUUUCCGAUCCGAUACCAAGUAAUAUUCAGGGUGGUAUCGACGAUACUGAGCCGAUACUUUGUACAAAAACGUAUUUUAUUUAUU
Haplochromis burtoni (Burton's mouthbrooder) is the source of this 2213-nucleotide messenger RNA. RefSeq names its product proline-rich transmembrane protein 2. The record is from RefSeq and is a predicted model, not a curated record. NCBI's taxonomy places the organism in Eukaryota, Metazoa, Chordata, Actinopteri, Cichliformes, Cichlidae. Gene Ontology annotation, cellular component: membrane.